This is a messenger RNA of Closterium sp. NIES-65, 747 nucleotides long. NCBI's taxonomy places the organism in Eukaryota, Viridiplantae, Streptophyta, Zygnematophyceae, Desmidiales, Closteriaceae. The record is from the annotation of a GenBank genome assembly.
AUGGCUACCCCUAGCGUUCUCACCUUUGAUGGUGAGGGUCUGGCUGUCGACUUUGAUGUCUGGGUGGAUGAUCUGCAGCUUUUCUUGCAGUGCGAUAGGAAAGACGGUCUCUCACUGUUCGAUCUCACGUCUGGCGCCUCUCCUGCCCCUACUACCGAUGCUAACAGCACUGUUCACUUCCAGUGGGCCACACGCAAUGCUGCUGCCCGUCUUGCUGUGCGUAGUCAUUUGCCGUCCACUGAGCGCGCGCACUUUAGUCAGUACAAGAGUGCUAAGACCUUGUUCGACGCUGUAGUUGCACGCUACUCUUCCCCUGCCACUGCUGCCCUUAGCCGCCUCAUGCUGCUGGACCACUUCCUCCCUGUUUGCCCCACCACACUCACCGUUGACCUCCUCGAGGAGCGCCUCCUGGCAGCUGAGAAGGGUAUAGUCGCUGUAGGAGCCUCUCGUGGUGACCCUCGUACCCUCUUCUUUGAGGGGUGCUCCCCCUCCCCGCUUUUGCCCUCUGCUGCCUCUGGUGCUGCCGUCGACUUCGUUAGCACCGAGUCGGUCGGCCCUGCGUCUGCCCCUGGCGAGAGAUGCCGCACCGGCAAGGGCAAGGGGGGCAAGGGCGCUGGAGGGGGUGGCGGAGGCGGUGGAGGUGGCGGUGGUGGGGGCUUCAGUGGCGGCGGUGGAGGCGGGGGCGGCGGCUGCAGUGGCGGUUGGAGCGGAGGUGGAGGCGGUGGCGGCGUGUUGAUGCUACUCUAA